Molecule: messenger RNA, 1005 nt
Organism: Diospyros lotus (date-plum)
Lineage: Eukaryota; Viridiplantae; Streptophyta; Magnoliopsida; Ericales; Ebenaceae
Product: ras-related protein RABD1
Exons: 8
Coding region: 153-758 (201 amino acids)
Molecular function (GO): GTPase activity; GTP binding
Source: RefSeq, a predicted model, not a curated record
GUAAUUAGGCACGGCAAAGAGAAAUAUGCUUUCAUUUUCUCUCACUUUCCCUUCCCUUUUCUUCAGUCCCAAACGUAUUCCCUUCCAGUCUCAAGCCAAGGCCCCCUCUCGAGAAUUUGAAUUAACGUCCAUUUUUGUCGAUCAGAGAGAACAUGAGCAACGAAUACGACUAUCUGUUCAAGCUUUUGUUAAUCGGAGACUCUGCAGUCGGAAAAUCAUGCCUCCUCCUCCGAUUUGCUGAUGAUUCAUAUGUAGACAGUUACAUUAGCACCAUUGGAGUUGAUUUCAAAAUUAGGACUGUGGAGCUGGAUGGAAAGACAAUCAAGUUGCAGAUCUGGGAUACUGCUGGACAAGAGCGAUUUCGGACUAUAACUAGCAGUUAUUACCGAGGGGCACAUGGCAUCAUUAUUGUCUAUGAUGUGACUGACAUGGAGAGCUUCAACAAUGUCAAACAAUGGCUGAAUGAGAUUGAUAGAUAUGCAAAUGACACUGUAUGUAAGCUUUUAGUUGGGAACAAAUGUGAUUUAGUCGAGAACAAAGUUGUGGACACACAAAUGGCAAAGGCUUUUGCAGAUGAGCUAGGGAUUCCUUUCCUCGAGACCAGCGCGAAGGACUCGAUCAAUGUGGAGCAAGCUUUCUUGACUAUGGCUGGCGAGAUCAAGAAAAAGAUGGGGAACCAGCCAAGUGUAAACAAGUCAGGAAGCCAUGUUCAGAUAAAGGGGCAGCCAAUCCAACAGAAGAACAAUUGCUGUGGUUAAUUGCUCCUGUUGUGUUGUACUUCCGGUUUCAAAGGAAGUAGUAACCCAGUUAGCACCUCUCUGUUGACUGAACUGUUGCAUAUGGAUCUGUAAGUGUAACUGUUUCCAUCCCAGCUUUUGUGUUUUAUCCAGUCUUUCUAGUCACUGUAUCUUAUUUAUCUGGUGAAUGAGGGAAUGGGAAGUCUUAGUAUCGUAUUAAGUGCACUGCAGGCUUACUAUCGUAUUAAGUGCAUUUCAGCCUUCCAAA